Molecule: messenger RNA, 2130 nt
Organism: Anthostomella pinea
Lineage: Eukaryota; Fungi; Ascomycota; Sordariomycetes; Xylariales; Xylariaceae
Source: the annotation of a GenBank genome assembly
AUGGCCACAAACGGGGUUCAAGCUUCUAACCCCCUUGUACACGACCAUCCUACGCCCUUGAAUAUCGCCAUCGUGGGCGCCGGUAUAGGUGGUCUCUCGGCUGCGAUCGCCCUGCGCCGCAGUGGUCAUCAUGUCGAGCUCUACGAGCAAUCCAGAUUCUCUAGUGAGACCGGUGCUGCUGUGCAUCUAGCACCAAACGCCAAUGGUAUCCUGCGCCACUGGGGUCUCGUUGCCUCGACCUUCGGCGCCAACAGCAUGGACAAGAUAAUGGAGUACAACCCAGCUGGGGGCGUCAUCAGAGAUAUUGAUUUGACCGGGGCCAACGAGAUGUGGCAGCACCCAUGGGAGUUGGUCCAUCGAGUUGCUCUCCAUGAUAGACUCAAGGAGACUGCCACAGGCAAGGAUGGACCAGGACCUGCCGCCACCCUGCACACUGCCAGCAAAGUCGUCAACGUAGUGGCUGAAUCCGGCAAACUGAGCCUUGAAGACGGAACCACCAUCUCUGCCGAUGUGGUUAUAGGGGCAGAUGGCGUCUAUUCCAAGACGAGGAAAUUUGUUCACGGCCAGGAGUCAAAUCUGUUCAGCUCAGGAAAAGCCGCUUUCCGCUUUCUUCUGCAGAGAAAAGAUGUGCUGGAGGAUCCGGUCACAGCGCCUCUGGUGGAGCAUCUCAAUACGCUCAGCUUAUGGUUUGGUGCGGACAGGAGGGUCGUAAUGUACCCGUGUAACCAUAACGCAACGCUCAAUUUUGUGUUCAUACAUCCGGAUACCGAGUCCCAUGCCACCCAGAGCGAUGCAUGGAACAAGCAGGGCUCGAUUGAGCAGGUGCUGAAAGUGUAUGAGGAUUUUGACCCGGCCUUGAAGAAGCUGAUCAGCAAGGUUGAUCCUGCAGAGCUCAAGGUCUGGCAAUUACUGGACAUGGAAAAGCUCCCAUCCUGGACGAAAGACAAGCUGGCCCUCCUUGGGGACGCAGCGCACCCGUUCACUCCUCACCAAGGACAAGGCGCCGGUCAAGCCAUGGAAGACGCCGUAGCACUCGGAACCGUUCUGCCCAAGGGCACCGACCCAGCCGAUGUUCCGGAACGACUCAAGCUCUACGAGAAGAUUCGAUACGACAGAGCUCACAUGAUCCAGGAAUAUUCUAGACAGGCCGGAAAAGACUGGGUGGAUGGCAAGCCCCAGAUCGAUAUGAUGUCCUACACUGCGUACAACUUCGGUCACUUCGAAGUCGAUAACUCGGCAAACGUAUUCAAGAGAUGGCUGUGGUCCAAGAAACCCGAUCUGUACUGGAGGAUGCCCCUCUCCUUUGGGCCAUACCCGGGCCCACGGCAAGACGCACUCGGCCGUAUGCAAACAGGCCACUCUCAGCGCGUCUUCAAGACGACGUCAGUCAAGUUCAUCACCUCAAGAACAUAUCUCGAGACGUUAUUCCCCACGUCGUCCUUCAGAUUCAAGAGCCUGGCCACCAUAUGCACGGCCAGCUUCUCCGUCACAACGCUCGACAACAUGUCUUGGCUGGGCGGCGACGGCUACAGCCACCUGGGGCUCUACAUCCACGGCGUGGAAUACCAGAAGAAGGACGGGUCCUCGAUCGUCGGCACGUACCUGCCGGUCCUUUUCGAGAACCUGGCCGACCCCAUCAUCUCCGGGCGGGACGAGCUGGGCAUGAACAAGAUCCACUGCGACCUGGCCAUCGACCGCAGCAAACCCUCGUCAUACCGCGCGACCGCGUCCUGGCGGGGCGUCAAGUUCCUCGACCUGGCGCUGGACGACCUCGAGGCGGACGCCGAUGACGCGAGCACGGAGCACGGCACCAUCGGCGGCGAGAGCGACUACGGCAUCCUGACCUACAAGUACAUCCCCGCGACGGGCGAGCCGGGCAAGGCGGACGUCGAGUACGCCUGCGUGGUCCCGCACGCCGAAGAGGCCAGGACGGUCUCGCCCACCGUGCAGUCGGUGGCGCGCUCGUCCAAGGCCAGCAUCAAAUUCGACGCCGGCGACUGGGACAGCUUGCCCACGCUGCAUCACAUCGCUGCGGGCCUGGCGGGGGUCCCCAUCUACGGCGUCGUCAGCGCGAAGGUCGUGGAGGGUCUGGGAGUCCCCGACGUUGCCUCUUGCCGGCGGAUAGAAUGA